ACUCCCCACUCUCCCCACUUCCCCCACUACCCGACCUCUCCGCCGCCCCGCCCGCCACCGCCGACGCGGAAUCCCGCCAUGGCCGCCGCCCACCCCCUCGCGAUCCUCCUCCUCCUCCCGCUGCUAGCCGCGGCCAAUCUCGUCCUCGAGGACGGCUAUACGGUCACCACCUUCUCCGACCUCAACCCGCUCCCGGCCUCGGGGCCCCACCCCUACGCGGUCCUCCCGCGGCCCCGCGCGGGGGACCUCCUCCUCCUCGACUCCGCCGGCUCCGCGCUCUACACGCUCGCCCUCUCCUCGCCCGGCGAUCCGCGGGGGCUCGCGGGGGGAAAGCGGGACGCCGGGUUCAACGACGGCGGGCCCGGGGACGCCGCCUUCGACCGCCCGCGCAGCGUCGCCGUCGACGGUGCCGACAACGUCUACGUCGCGCACCGCGUCCGCGUCGCCGGCCAACUCCAUGGCGUCGUCCGCAAGGUGUCGCCCAAUGGUUAUACUACUACAAUUGCUGGAGGCCUCUCAUCAGGGCCUGGUCACAGGGAUGGACCAGCGCAGAAUGCUACCUUCUCUCCAGAUUUCGAGCUUGCUUAUGUCCCCAAGAUUUGUGCAUUGUUAGUUGCCGACAGAGGAAACCGGAUGAUUAGACAAAUCAAUCUAAAGCCAGAAGAUUGUGCACGUGAGAAGCAAUCAGGCUUGGGAACUACAUCGGUUUCGGUCAUUGCAAUAUUGUGUGCAUUGGUUGGUUCAAUCAUUGGGUUCUUAGCUCGUCACUUUUACCCCGUCAAUGCAGGAAAUCUCCAUCAACCACUUUUUCAGCAGGAUACAGAAGCAAUACCAGAGAACCCAGAGGAAGGCGACUCUGAUCAGCUUCUGCGACAUAAAAAGCGCAGUUGCUAGCUCCAUGGCUUACACGCUCCUGCUUAAAGUGGUCAGAGUUAGUUGUGGUUAUCUUGCCGUGGUGUUCCCUAGUGUUAGGUUACAGCGAGAUGUUCCCCGUAAGCCAUCUCGUCGUCCUGGGUUACGCAAGACUAGUACUUCCCCUAACAUUGGUCUUCACAACAAAUCUCCUCUUGCACCUACUGAGCAACUGGAGGAUCUGAUAAGCUUCGCUGGAGAUGCCAAUGAUAAGGAUGAUAGUAGUAAUGCCAAUUGUCAGGAGGGUGAGGAGCCAUCCUUUGAACGCGACUUGAUGGGGCUUGUCUACACCCCUCAGGGCAGUGUUAAAAAGAUAGAUCACAUGAUCGAGGCCAACCUGGCGGGCUUUUCAGGUCAUGAGGAACAUAGUUGCUUAACUGUUAGUAGGUGUAGUAUAAGCAAGAGGAGGGUGCAUGGAGAUAAAUAAGGUUCUCUGAGCUUGAGAUUGCCCGUCUUUGAGCAUCCAGGAGGAAGAAUGUCACCUGUGCCACUGUGUUGUGCCUGCUGCUGCUGUGACUAAAUAAAUUUAUACUGCUUCAGCACCAGUGUUUGCCUUGUAAAUAAGUAAAACAACUGUAUCAAGUUUGUGGUCGUGGCAUGUAAUAUACCCUCUACCCUGGGCAUUGUAAUUCCGUGUGAUGAUGGCUUGAAUUGCUAUUCUGGUGUGACAGCUUCCUAGCAUCCA
Molecule: messenger RNA, 1597 nt
Organism: Setaria italica (foxtail millet)
Lineage: Eukaryota; Viridiplantae; Streptophyta; Magnoliopsida; Poales; Poaceae
Exons: 4
Coding region: 79-894 (271 amino acids)
Source: RefSeq, a predicted model, not a curated record